Messenger RNA from Hibiscus syriacus, 1537 nucleotides. RefSeq names its product glycerol-3-phosphate dehydrogenase [NAD(+)]-like. Gene Ontology annotation, cellular component: glycerol-3-phosphate dehydrogenase (FAD) complex; cytosol. The record is from RefSeq and is a predicted model, not a curated record. The coding region runs from base 153 to 1382 and encodes 409 amino acids. The transcript has 11 exons. Gene Ontology annotation, molecular function: protein homodimerization activity; glycerol-3-phosphate dehydrogenase [NAD(P)+] activity; NAD binding. Gene Ontology annotation, biological process: glycerol-3-phosphate catabolic process; carbohydrate metabolic process. NCBI's taxonomy places the organism in Eukaryota, Viridiplantae, Streptophyta, Magnoliopsida, Malvales, Malvaceae.
CUGCAAAAUAAGGUCCAAAAAACCCAAAAAGAUAAAUCAAAGGAAGAUAGAGUAGAUCGCCAGAUUUCAACAAAAAAGAAAAAAACGAAGCAAAAGAAGGUAACGUUGUUUCAUAGUUUUUCACGAAAACCUGUCUGUCAUCUCCGCCCCUCAUGCGCUUCCGUUUCCCCUUAUACCCUUCUUCUUCUUCGUCUCUCUUGUCUUUCAUCUUCUCUUCCUCUCGUUUCUCCACUUUCAUUUCAAUGGCUCCCGCCUUUGAGCCCGCCAUUGGAAGUGAAAACAAAUCUGGGAAUGAUGGGUUCAAAUCGAAGGUCGCUGUUGUUGGUAGUGGCAAUUGGGGUAGUGUUGCUGCUAAGCUCAUUGCUUCCAACACUCUCAAGCUCAACUCUUUUCAUGAUGAAGUGAGGAUGUGGGUGUUUGAGGAGACAUUGCAAACCGGUGAGAAGCUUACUGAUGUUAUUAACAAAACCAAUGAAAAUGUUAAAUAUCUCCCGGGUAUUAAGCUCGGUAAAAACGUCGUUGCCGAUCCCAACCUCGACGAUACAGUUAGAGAUGCGAACAUGUUGGUGUUUGUGACCCCUCAUCAGUUCAUGGAGGGUAUAUGCAAGAGGCUUGCUGGUAAAGUAAGGGGAGAAGUUGAGGCUAUUUCUCUUAUUAAAGGAAUGGAGGUCAAAACGGAAGGCCCUUGUAUGAUCUCCAAUCUUAUAUCCGAGCAACUCCGCAUCAAUUGUUCGGUUCUAAUGGGGGCGAAUAUCGCAAACGAGAUUGCUGUGGAGAAGUUCAGUGAAGCAACUGUUGGAUACCGAGACAAUCGAGAGAUUGCCGAGCAAUGGGUUAAAUUAUUCAGUACUCCUUAUUUCAUGGUCACUCCUGUCCAAGAUGUGGAAGGGGUUGAACUAUGUGGUACCUUGAAGAAUAUCGUCACCAUCGCAGCCGGUUUCGUGGAUGGACUUGACAUGGGAAAUAACACGAAGGCUGCGAUAAUGAGAAUCGGUCUACGAGAGAUGAGAGCUUUCUCCAAACUGUUGUUUUCGUCCGUUAGGGAUAGUACCUUCUUCGAGAGCUGCGGAGUUGCAGAUGUCAUCACGACGUGCCUGGGAGGAAGAAACCGGAAAGUCGCCGAGGCGUUUGCUAGGAAUGGAGGAAAAAGAUCUUUCGAUGAGCUUGAAGCUGAGAUGCUGCAAGGCCAGAAAUUACAGGGUGUAUCUACGGCAAGAGAGGUCUCUGAAGUUUUAAGCCACCGUGGAUGGCUCGAGUUGUUUCCUCUCUUUACGACGGUGCACGAAAUCUGUAUCGGAAGUCUUCCGCCAUCGGCCAUUGUCGAAUAUAGCGAGAAGAAACCGAGGUUAUCCGUGCUAGAGGACUCGACCCGUUGCAUUUGAGAUUCAAGUCUCAUCCUUUACAAUUGGCACGUAUAAAAAGAAAAUUACAUAUGCGUCAUCGUGAAAAAUCAAGCAGAGAAUUAUGAAAUAUAUUAAGGGUAAAGUAUUUAAAUAGUCCCCGAACUUUUAAGACACUUGCAUUUUGAUCACCUAAC